Messenger RNA from Esox lucius (northern pike), 2368 nucleotides. RefSeq names its product coiled-coil domain containing 80 like 2 (gene ccdc80l2). The transcript is spliced from 7 exons. The record is from RefSeq and is a predicted model, not a curated record. NCBI's taxonomy places the organism in Eukaryota, Metazoa, Chordata, Actinopteri, Esociformes, Esocidae. Bases 118 to 2166 code for a protein of 682 amino acids.
GAGGCCGUGGAGUACUGGAGUUCUCACUAUCCAACCAAAAGCUGGUUAGAGAAAUCUUUGUGCAGCGACUGCUCAAAGCAGUCUCUGUGGAUUGUAGCGUGACCAAAACCACUGAGGAUGUCUAGAUUGCUCAGUGCCCUGAUUGUCCUGAUUUCUUUGUGCCGUCAUAGCCCAGGUGUGUCUGCAGCACGGCCAGGGAAGGGCAGACAUCAGUCCAGAACCCUGUAUGAAGAAUCUCCUGGUUUCGUUGUUCCAGAGGACGAUCAUGGGGGUGACAGACAGGCAGGACACAACAGUCCUGCAGCAGCCAUCGACCCAGAACAGGAAUUUCUGGCCGAUUUUGAAGGUAAGAAGCGUUUGUGGGUGAUCACGGCCCCCUCUCACAGUGACAACUACCUCCGUAUGAUGGAGAAACAGAUCCAGGACAUGGAGCAAGAGGGACUGAACUGCCGCCUGGCUGAAAGAGAUACCUUUAUCGUCACAAUCAUCCAGAACGCCAUGAUGGAAGGAAGGAUCCGGAAGACUACCUUCCAGGGAGACGCCAGUGUUGAGAGUAUCGAUCCAGACAUAGUCACCAAGCUAUUGCAUUAUUUGGAGCUGGGGGACCAAGGAUUCUCCAUGCUGGUCAUGAAGAAGAACCUGCGGGUAAGUGAAAGUUUCCCCUACCCGGUCCGUGUGGAGGCUGUCUUAGAGGUCAUUGAUCAGUUCCCCAUGCGCAAGCUGGAAAAACUCACCAGGAAGGGCUCCUCUAUGAAAUGUAAAAUGACCAAGAAGAGGAUGGUGAAGAAAAAGAUUCCUGUGAAAAAGUUCAGUCCCCACCUGCAAGGAAACAAUAGCGCAGUCAUCCAGAAGAAGCCUAUAGACAAGAAGGCUGCACUAAAGAACAAAAUUCAGGACAUCCUCAGUGGUUUCUCUAGGUUUGUCAUUAGAAAGACGCCCACUGACUCAAAAUCAAUCACAGGGAAGGAAAAUAUCAAAACUGUGGGAGAGGACAGACAAAACAACAAAGGAAAUGUUGCAACACAAAACAAAAUUGUUGCCAACUCAGGUGAUAAAAAAAGAGAGUAUGUUGGUGUGGUCGAGGAAUCCUUGGAGAAAAACAAAUCCAAAAGAAAAGGAAAAGGAAAGAAAGAUGGGAAGAAGAAAAGUAAAGGAAGAGGGAAGAAAUCCCACAGAGAGGUGAAUGAGAGUGACAAGAAUGCACUGACGGACUUUGUAAAGCAACUGAAAGGGGACAGAAGACUUAUGGUGAUAGCUUCGCCUAGCUACAGCACGCCUCAGUAUGUCCGACAGAGGGAGGAGAACCAGUUGCAUUUCUGCGACCUUACCCUCAGGAAAAUUACUAUGGCAACCAUCCUGAGCUCAGGGCCUGGGGCUACCCUCACCCUGCACCACUACCAGCAUGAUUCUGAGCCUCCACUCACCUCACUCCCAGAGACGUUCACUGACCCAGAUCUCAUCUCUCAACUGAUUAAGGAGUAUGGCAUUGUGUCCUCCAAAGAUUUCUCCAUGACUGUGACUGACUAUGAUCUGAAGCCCACGAAAGUAUUUGAUGAACCUCCCCCCUCAUCUGCACUGAUGGAAUAUGUUGACACCUUUCCAUCGCGACAAUUUGAAAUGGAGAGGGAGAGAAAACGUCCGGUAGCUUGUUUCACAUCCCAUCAACAGGGUGGAGCACUGCUGAGGUUCAUGUCUAAAAGAAGACUGCUGAUCAUCUCUACUCCAUCCAGUGAUGACUACUCCUUCCAACAGCAGCUCCAGGGGCUGAGAGGACACGCCUGUCCAAUGGGAAUUCGUCAUUUUGCCUUGUUGAAAUUGAUUGGAACAGGACCAACAGCCUCUGGCUCUGUGGAGCUGUUUCCACUUAAUGGGAAGAGCCAAGCGGAAAAUGAGCCUUUGUCACAGGACGUGGUAAACAGUCUCCGGGACCAGUUGAAGAUCAAUCGGGAGUACUUCAGUAUGCUUGUAGUGGGGAAGGAUGGGGACGUGAAAGCCUGGUUCCCCUCGCCUCUAUGGUCACUGGCCAAUAUUUAUGACCUGGUGGACUCCAUGGAGCUGCGGCAGCAAGAAGAGAAAAUGCAGAAGACUUUGGGUAUUCAGUGUCCUGAGGACACUGGCAUUAGUUACCAAGGUUAUGUGGAGGAAGCAGACGAUAGCUACCUUUAGCCCAGAUCAGUGGAUUAAAAGAGAGAAAACAGUCCAAAUAUCCAAAGACACCAUGGCAGCAAGCAAAUAAAUGUUAAAUGGUUAUAGCUAAAAGUGUGAUGUGAAAAAAUAUAAAACCAUGAUCAUAUAAAGCUUUUCAUUUGAAAUGUCUUAUCAAACCAUAUGCAUUUAUCAGAGGCAUGGCAUUUUGAUAUGGCAGAGA